Molecule: messenger RNA, 1470 nt
Organism: Trametes versicolor FP-101664 SS1
Lineage: Eukaryota; Fungi; Basidiomycota; Agaricomycetes; Polyporales; Polyporaceae
Exons: 2
Coding region: 47-1300 (417 amino acids)
Source: RefSeq, a predicted model, not a curated record
CAAUGUGUUCGAUAGCCGUGCUCCUCCGACCCCCAAGAAUGCAGGCAUGCCAAACCCCGAUCCGCCUGCUCAAGUAGUACACGUCUUCCCAACGACUCGGCGUUCGGAGGGAGUUCUCAAACGUGCAAUCAGUGCGCAUACGCGCGGACUCCCGUCCAAGAAGCCCGGGCAUUUCGCAAAGCAUCCUUUCGUUUCUAUUCGCCCCUCUACUGUAGAUCGCGUAUCGUUGCCAUCGAUGCGCGAUCUAAUAACUCAUAUGCCAGUGGUUUUGUCCAGACCCUCUUCUGCGCCACCGUGUGCGGCCAAGGAAGAGCCCCGCGACAGAGAUCGUCUCCAUCCUCACGAGCGCCCGACCCUUCCUCCCUUGUCUUCUGUCAUAGGCGAGAAGUACUGGAAGGGGUUACCGCCCCUCUGCGGUGUCCCGAUGCGGCGCAAGCGCUGGUACUUGAGGAAGCUGGACAGCUCUGGCAGGCGACCUCGUCAUUCCGGCUUUCCGGGUAUCUCUACUUCGUCGGUUUUUGUUACAAGAAACUGCGCGCAGCCCAACACGAAUCCACACGUUCAAAGUAACUCGAUGUACAAAUAUCCCUGUUUUCCGGCCCCUCCGCCCGCCCCGCCCUGCUCUCUGUCCGCUGUCACCAAACAUUCCGAAUCGCGCACUCUUUUGUUCUCCGUUGCUUCAGAGAGCGAGAAUCGACGCGACGAGAACGACCCGCGCGGGAUACACAUGCCGCAAGCUAUCGUGGCUCGUGCGCCGCAUCCCGAGAGGGUAGUUGUCGCCAGCCGCUCCGCGCCACCGGAGCUCAAAUACCCGGCGAAACCCCAUCCUGCCCCCAUGAAUCAGCCACCUCUCAUCGUCAUGCUCCCCGAGCGCAAGCUGGACGUGCCGGUGCAAUACAUGUUUUACGACCAGGAUACCGAGAGCUUCACAAAGGAACACAAGGGCUUUUCCCAGCGCGGACCCGAUAUCCAGUACAGCCGUCCCAAAUACUGCGCGCACCCGUUGGAGCGCUCUCUUACAGACAAACCUCCCACGCCCACCACAUAUUCCGCUGCCCACGAUUCAGUGGGGCUACAGCGUCUCCACGACGCCCUCGUGAACGGGGCGGCGGUCAAGAAGGAAGAACCCGCGCUCGACGACGAUGUUCGCAUGGACGUUGAGUGGGCCAAGCCGUCUCGACCCCCGCCUCCGCCUCCGGCGCCGCGGCCAGGCCCCCACGUGCAUCGCUGCGUGCAGGCUUGCUCGCGCCCGCGCCCGCGUCCGGCUGCCUGCACCAUAAUCUCCCACAGGCAGCCGUGAGGCGGACGUCGCGGCUGCCUCCCGCGCCACUCCAUCGAAAGUUUUCGAAUGACCUUGUGAGUUCUGAGUUCUGCUAGAUCGUUGCGAGUUCGAGUAUGCUGUCGUGAAUUGUAGUAUGUACGUGAUAUGUAGUAUGCCAUCAUCUAUGCCCUUCCUAUGCAAUAUAUGCC